This is a messenger RNA of Oxyura jamaicensis (ruddy duck), 1134 nucleotides long. RefSeq names its product nipped-B-like protein. The annotation marks the transcript as partial. Gene Ontology annotation, molecular function: chromatin binding. Gene Ontology annotation, cellular component: Scc2-Scc4 cohesin loading complex. The transcript has 7 exons. NCBI's taxonomy places the organism in Eukaryota, Metazoa, Chordata, Aves, Anseriformes, Anatidae. The record is from RefSeq and is a predicted model, not a curated record. Gene Ontology annotation, biological process: regulation of gene expression; establishment of protein localization to chromatin; heart morphogenesis.
CCCAGCGCGGCCCAGCCCGUGUUGAUGUUGUGAAGUAGAUUUGGGGGAAGGGAUUUGUCUCGGUCGCUCACCCCCCAGCUCUACAUGUUCGCUGCACUGAGGAGACGGAAGAGGAGCCAGCCCCCCUCCCGGCCCGGAUUAUUGUUGUUAUAUUAUCUCUCCUCCUCCUGCUCCGCGGCGGCGGCCUAGCAGCGACGGCUCCUCUGAGGAGGGAGGGGGGUGGAAUUCUCUCUCCCUUUCUCGGAUUCUCGUUGGAUUCAGACGCCGAUUUGCUCAGUGCUUGGGAGAUGGGAAGUAAUGAUAGCUGGCACCUGAACUAAAAUAUCUGUGAAGGCACUACCAUCCCAGAACUUCAGGAUGAAUGGGGAUAUGCCUCAUGUUCCCAUCACUACUCUUGCAGGCAUUGCUAGUCUUACAGACCUUUUGAACCAGCUGCCUCUUCCAUCACCUUUACCUGCUACAACAACAAAAAGCCUACUCUUCAAUGGACGGAUAGCUGAAGAGGUGAAUUGCCUUCUGGCUUGCAGGGAUGAAAAUUUAGUUUCACAGCUCGUCCACAGUCUCAAUCAGGUGUCAACAGAUCACAUAGAAUUGAAAGAUAACCUUGGCAGUGAUGAUCCAGAGGGAGAUAUACCGGUCUUGCUGCAGGCUAUCCUGGCAAGGAAUCCUAAUGUUUUCAGGGAGAAAAGCAUGCAAAACAGAUAUGGGGUACAAAGUGGGAUGAUGAUGUCAUCGCAGUUUAAUAUUUCUCAGAAUUCCAUGCGUGGUAGUCCUGCAUCUUCCAAUUAUCAACAAACCACUAUCUCACAUAGCCCUUCCAGCCGGUUUGUGCCACCACAGACAAGCUCUAGUAACAGAUUUUUGGCACAACAGAACAGUCCAGUGCCUAGUCCAUAUGCACCUCAAAGCCCUGCAGGGUACAUGCCAUAUUCACAUCCUCCGAGUUACACACCACAUCAUCAGUUGCAGCAAGCUUCAGUGUCCAGUCCCAUUGUCACAGCUGGGAUGAGGAAUCUCCAUGAAAAUAAAAUUUCAAGUCAGUUGUCUGGAAAUUCAGCUAAUCAUCAUGCUGAUAAUUCUAGACAUAGCUCAAAUGAAGACUACCUACAGAUGGUGCACAGACUAAGUAGUGAU